AGGCCGAUAAAUUCGAUAAGGGCACAAAGGAACAAAUGUGAAAAAUUGUCGCUUUAAAUUGGCAAUUAUAUAUUUAAGUGAAAUAGAUAUAUACGCGCAGAUAUAUGUGCUUGUGUGGCUGAGACUGAAGAUAACAAUGGCCGGUAAAAUGUCUUCCAGUUCGAAUGGGGAGUUAAAGAAACUUUCUGAGGAAAGUUUACUACAGCCCCCGGAAAAGGUUUUCGAUAUUAUGUACAAACUGGGCGAGGGAAGUUACGGGUCCGUCUAUAAGGCGCUCCACAAAGAGAGCUGCUCCAUUGUGGCCAUUAAGCUGGUGCCGGUGGAGUCCGACCUGCACGAGAUCAUAAAGGAGAUAUCAAUUAUGCAACAGUGCGAUUCUCCGUACGUGGUUCGCUACUACGGGUCUUACUUUAAGCAGUGCGAUUUGUGGAUAUGCAUGGAAUACUGCGGGGCGGGCAGCGUUUCCGACAUAAUGCGCCUCCGCAAGAAAACGCUGACAGAGGACGAGAUAGCCACCAUAAUGUCGGACACGCUCAAAGGCCUGGUCUAUCUGCAUCUGCGCCGGAAAAUACAUCGAGAUAUCAAGGCUGCCAACAUACUGCUCAACACGGAAGGCUAUGCCAAGCUGGCCGACUUUGGUGUGGCUGGCCAGCUAACAGACACGAUGGCCAAGCGGAACACGGUCAUAGGAACUCCCUUCUGGAUGGCUCCAGAGGUUAUUGAGGAGAUUGGCUACGAUUGUGUAGCGGAUAUUUGGUCCCUUGGCAUCACAGCCCUUGAAAUGGCUGAGGGAAAGCCCCCCUACGGUGAUAUACAUCCCAUGCGGGCUAUUUUUAUGAUACCUCAGAAGCCACCGCCCUCGUUUCGGGAACCAGACAGAUGGAGCACUGAAUUUAUUGACUUUGUAAGCAAAUGCCUGGUGAAGGCUCCCGAUGAACGUGCCACAGCUACAGAGUUACUGGAGCAUGAAUUCAUCCGGAAUGCCAAGCACCGUACCAUAUUGAAGACCAUGCUGGAGGAGACCUGUGCCAUUCGAGAACAACAGCGGGCCAAUCGGGCUGCUGGCGGAGUGUUGGCCUCUAGUCAGGCCAAGAGUCUUGCCACACAGGAGAACAGUAUGCUACACAACAUGCAAGAGGAAGAAACGGAGUUCAACGGCACGGGCAAGACCUUCAUUGAUGAUCCUGGCACUCUGGUACCUGAAAAAUUCGGUGAAUAUCAGCAAAGCUCCGCUUCAGAUGCAACCAUGAUAUCGCAUCCGGAGCCAGACUUUGACGAAGGCACCUUGGGACCGGGUGGAGUACGAGGUUUGAGCAGGGCAACGGCAACCGGCGCGACUGCUGCGUCUGCAUCAUCACCUCUGGAUGUACCAGCAGUCGAUAGUGGUACGAUGGUGGAGCUGGAGUCAAACUUGGGCACAAUGGUGAUUAACUCUGACUCGGACGAUUCGACAACGGCUAAGCGCAAUGACGAUCAGAAACCUCGCAACCGGUAUCGUCCUCAGUUCCUGGAGCAUUUCGAACGUAAAAAUGGGGGCGAUGGACGGGGCGACGACAAGUCGGCGGCUACAGAGUAUUCCCCAGCGGCAGCCGAGCAGCAGCAGCAGCAACAACAGGAGGAGCAGCAUCUGGCCAGUGGAGCCAACGAUUUAAACAACUGGGAGCACAACAUGGAAAUGCAGUUCCAGCAGAUAUCCGCAAUCAAUCAGUACGGGAUACAGCAACACCAGCAGCAGCAUGUACUUAUGGCCUAUCCACUGAUGAAUGAUCAGCUCAUUGCCAUCAACAAUCAACAGAAUCUUCUGCGCAACAAUGCCACGCCCCUCGCUCAGCAGGGACACCCGGCUGUGGCUGCAGCUCAACCGCCGCCCGCAUAUCAGAAUCAACACAUGCACUCGCAAUCGCACGCAUAUGUGGAGGGUGAAUUUGAGUUCCUUAAGUUUCUUACCUUCGACGAUCUAAAUCAGCGUCUUAGCAACAUUGACCACGAAAUGGAGCUGGAGAUUGAGCAGUUGAAUAAGAAAUACAAUGCCAAGCGGCAGCCCAUUGUGGAUGCCAUGAAUGCAAAGCGCAAACGCCAGCAGAAUAUCAAUAAUAAUCUGAUUAAGAUAUAGAAAAAUCGACUCACAACUUUGCAAGGCAAAUGAAAAUAGAAUUUCAACUCACAAGACCCUUUGCAUUGGGUGCAUUCUUCCAUAUUGAUCAUUCAAUACAUUGUAGAGGGCUCGAAACAAAACGCAAGAUAUAAAAACAAAAGCUUUAUUGUAAAAUGCAGUGAAAACAGGAAAGAAAUGUGGUUAUAAACGUCGUCGGCAAAACAUACA
Molecule: messenger RNA, 2323 nt
Organism: Drosophila miranda
Lineage: Eukaryota; Metazoa; Arthropoda; Insecta; Diptera; Drosophilidae
Product: serine/threonine-protein kinase hippo
Exons: 2
Coding region: 137-2113 (658 amino acids)
Biological process (GO): intracellular signal transduction; regulation of MAPK cascade; protein tetramerization
Cellular component (GO): cytoplasm
Molecular function (GO): ATP binding; protein serine/threonine kinase activity
Source: RefSeq, a predicted model, not a curated record